CGCCACCACCUCGGGGGCAGUGUUGAUCGGCACCGCCCAGAUCUCAUACCCUGUUCCGCCGCUUCGACGGAGAUGGGGCUCGACGCCUUUGCGGCCGUGUGCUGUGCAAUUCCCGUACUCGUGUCCUUACUCGCCGUCCGUGUGGCUUACGUGCUUUGGCGCAGCGGCCUGCCGCCGAAGCCUCACGCUGCUGGGCUGCGGUGUCUCAUCGUCCUCGGGUCUGGAGGGCAUACUGCAGAAAUGAUGAAUAUUAUAUCUGAGCUUCAGAAGGAUAGGUUUACGCCCAGGUACUAUGUGGCUGCACUUACUGACAACAUGAGCCUUCCAAAGGCCCAGGUCUACGAGUGGUCACUGAUUCCGGCACAGGGCGGGAGAGAGAAGAUCAUCGAGAACGGUCAGUUCACACAGAUAUAUCGUAGCCGUGAAGUAGGCCAAUCUUACGUUACUUCCAUUGCAACAACAUUGCUUGCUGUUCUGCAUGCUAUGUGGAUAGUAACAAGAAUCAGACCACAAGUGAUAUUCUGCAAUGGUCCUGGGACAUGCAUUCCUCUAUGUGCCUCAGCUUUCCUUCUGAAGGUGCUUGGUUUGGGAUGGUCCUCCAUUUUCUAUAUCGAAAGUAUUGCAAGGGUGAAGAAGCUUUCCUUAAGUGGUUUACUGUUGUACAAGCUACGGUUAGCGGACCAGUUUUUUGUGCAGUGGCCCCAGCUGCAGCAGAAAUACCCUAGAGCACAGUAUGCUGGCCGUUUGAUGUGAAGAUUCACCCUCCCUUCAGCGAUAUUGUGGCAGUCGGUUGCUCUUCGCAAGGUUUUGAACGUGCUGAUGAUAUAUGUAACAACUCGAGAAAUAUAGGUGUAGUGGAAUGAUACUUGGCGCACCCUUUUGCCAGCUUUCUUUUCUUUCAUUUUAUACCAGCUUUCCUGAGAAGCAUUUCAAAAAUUCUUGCAACACGGACUUUUGCUUUGGGAAUAUCAUGCCCCCUCUGAAAUAUACCCUGUAACUUUGCAAGGUUAAGUGUAAAACUCUUGUGUGAGUUUGAGCAGCACUGUGUUAUCAAGCAUUCAAGUGUGCUGUUUGUUCUU
This is a messenger RNA of Lolium rigidum, 1079 nucleotides long. Its product is annotated as UDP-N-acetylglucosamine transferase subunit ALG14 homolog. The record is from RefSeq and is a predicted model, not a curated record. Bases 73 to 753 code for a protein of 226 amino acids. Gene Ontology annotation, cellular component: UDP-N-acetylglucosamine transferase complex. Gene Ontology annotation, biological process: dolichol-linked oligosaccharide biosynthetic process. The transcript has 5 exons. Lineage: Eukaryota; Viridiplantae; Streptophyta; Magnoliopsida; Poales; Poaceae.